Ceraceosorus bombacis is the source of this 3012-nucleotide messenger RNA. The record is from the annotation of a GenBank genome assembly. Lineage: Eukaryota; Fungi; Basidiomycota; Exobasidiomycetes; Ceraceosorales; Ceraceosoraceae.
AUGCCGCCUCGAGAGCCCCAAUUGGAGGCGCGUCAGGGUCACAGCACCUCGCUUUCGCCUCGACUCGCGCACUUGUCACCUCGCACGCCGCAGAGUGAAGGUCCGUUUACGUCUCAGCGCGGUUCGAGCUCUGCAGCUUCGUCUGCUGGAAGGCAGAGCAAUAGGAGCGUGUCGUCCUCGAUUCGUGGGAGCGGUGGUAGUGCUCGAUCCGUCCCUAACACCACGACGAUGCGUAAAAGAGUGCCAUCUGGAGUGCCGGCUAGAUCUUUCGAGAGUCCUGCCUCACCUGCCACGAGCAGCGUGAUAAACGCGGACGAGCGCAUACUACCCCCUGUACCAACUGCCGACUCCAGCAACUCUUCAUCCGACAAAGAUUGGAAAGAACGCCUCCGCAAAGCGGGAAGCAUCGAUAGCUUCAAGACCAAGCGCAACCCUGCACCCGCCACCACCAUUUCCAGCCUACCCGGCUUCUCAGAUGCCAUCGAUGCUGCCAAAAGAAGACCAAGCAACAUCGGGAUGGAUACUGCCAGAGCAUUUGGCAGCCGGGUCAGGAGCUUUGCUCUCGGAAUAACCGCCACGGCAACGACUGCCAACUCCGACACGGAAGGCCAUGCGCCGAUUGUUGCUUCGUCAGCAGAUCAGCGCGCCACGCAGAAGAUCACCACGGGUAGCGCUAUGUCGAGCUGGUUCAAGGGUAGAUCCGUCGGUGCCGGUGUCGACACGAACGAAGCAAACACCAAAGGCAAGGGGCUAAUGAGCUCGCCCAGACCAUCAGAGCUGCUACCUCCAAUCGAUCUGCCCUUGCAGGCGCAGCACUCUGUUCCUUAUCAGCGCAGCACGAGCGAACCACGGAAAGCCUUUGUGGAGGAUGCUGACUCGGAGGAUGAAAUGGAUCCUGGCCAGACCAUUCGAGUCGUCCACGCAGGCAACAUCAUCCUCGAACAGUCUGGCAUCGCUUCAUCCCCUAAUUCCUUGACCAGUGCUCUGGACAUGUGGUCACCGCCGCUUUCCUCCAUCAGGGCAGCAACUCAGCGCUUCGAAGAGCAAGGCAUCUACGAGACUACAUCACCGGACAAAGAGCAGAACGUCAGCUCGAAUGCAGGACGCUUCAAGAUGGAAGCACCUAGCGUCAAGCAUUACUCCCUAAAUCCAACGCAUUUGCAACGUGGAGAAGAGAGUAGACCUGGCUCGACAUUGUCGCCUCAGCGUCAAAACGCUACAAGCACUCUGAGAAGUCGCCCGUUCUCGAUCUCCUUUGCUUCUGCGCCUGACAUGGAAAGGACCGGCACGGGCGCGUCGAGCAAUUCGACUGCGUCCUACAAUUCUCUUCUCUUGCCAAACAGUGCAAGCUCAGCGUUGGCUGAUCUGGGCGAAUCCCUGAGAUGGAGCCAAAAGUUUCCAGAAGGAGCUCAUAUGAGUCGAGCGCGAAGCAGUCGACUCAGUGUGGGCGCUAUGGGUGGCUCAUCUGCGCCGAACGGCCAAGCUAGACGAAAUUCAGCUUGGAGCUUUGCACACCCUGGAGGCAUCAAAUCGAAUGAGGAUGAGAGGGAAAAGACCAUCGACUGGUCUGGCGGUCAUAGCUGGCGUCAAGACUCAGAUCUGGGCGUGACGCCCUUGGAACAUGUUCAUGAGAUUGACGCAGAUGUAUAUCGUACGCGUGUACUCCGUGAUGGACCACACGGUGAGAGAAGACACCACCGCACGCUUAGCACAAAGUCCAAGCUCUCGGAAACUAGGAACGGGCUGCGUUUCUUGUCGGCCAAGCGCGAAGAUCAUGAUUAUGAUGGGGACUCAAGCUGGGAUGCGCCAGUCAAGAAUUCUAGCGCCACUAGUGAUACUGGCAGAGAUGCAGGCAUUGGACAACCUUUGUGUCAAUCUGAGGAGAGAGUGGCCAAGUGGAACCGCUUCAAGUGGAUCUUGUUCGUCAGCGUCAUAGUGCUUUUCAUCUACGGCAUGGCUGGCUUGGUCGGUUCUCUACUGACUUGGGCUCGGACUUGGGAAAGGGCAGAUGUGACAGCAGUAGUCGACGCCGACAUUCUCAUCUUUUUGACUCUGGCUUCCAUGCUCUGCGUCCUCACCUCCGUCGUUGGCAUCAGCGGCACGAUUCUUAAUUCUCGACCCAUUCUAUCUCUCUACGCUUUCCUCCUCUGGCCAACGCUCCUCUCCAUUCUGGUCGUCGGAUACGCAUCCUACAAGAGGGAGAACCUGAGGUUGGACAGGAAACUAAACAUGGCUUGGAGUCGUUACUUUGACGAUCUGGAUCGACUCAGGUUGCAAAAUAAUCUGCACUGCUGCGGGUAUUAUACGCCUCUGCAUCAAGCCACCUUUUCCCGCAAUUGCUACCCGCGAACCUCCCUGCCGGGGUGCAAAGGCAAGCUCUACCGUUACGAAAAGGCGGCUCUCAAACGACUCUACACCAUCAUCUUCAGCAUCGUCUUUGUACAUCUUGCAAACAUUGCCGCUUCUUUGCUAUGUUCCAAUCACGUCAAUGCAAGUUUCGGCAAAGGUCUUACGCCUAGAGCUUAUCGACUGGACAUGACUCACGUCCGACGAAAUGCCAUCAACAUCAUCCGCGCGCUCAAGAUGAGCGAAGAACGCGCUCACAUCGAGGAACUGCAUCAUCGCGAGGCGGGUGCGACUCACGAAAAGCGGCACAUGGCAGAAGAAGGGGCAAACUUAUCGCUCGCAUCUAUCGACCUUAAUGCUCCGCCUGUGGGAGGCGACGAUGAACGACCAUCAGAGAUUGAUAUCAUGCGCCUCCAGCGGAACCGGGGUCUUCUAGCUCGAGCGCUUCAAGUGCCUUAUUACUCUGAGAGGCCUGUUGUACCCCCCAAAAGCCCUGCGAGAGGCGCGACCUCGUACGCGUUCCAUGGACCCCAGGCUGCCUUGUCACAUGAGGACGCCGCUGCGCAGGACCCUUCCAAGGAUGUUAGGGGUCUCGGAUUCACCAUGAGCUUGGAAAGACAUCAGGCUAGGUUGAUGCAGGAGCAGCUGCUAGCGAGGCAAAUCUAG